AUGGAUGCCAUGUUCCUGUUGUGCAUUGUGACACUAAUUUUGUGUCAGUCAACGAAUGGUCAGUACCAGCCACCACAACAGGCAGCAAUUUUGAGCGACGCAAGAUAUUUAGCCGGAGAUGGAACGUUCGGCGCUGCUUAUUCGCAAGAAGAUGGCGUCGAGUUCAAAGAGGAGAGCGACGUUUAUGGAAACCGUCGUGGGUCUUACUCCUACGUCGAUCCGACGGGUCAGAGACGUACGGUAACGUACACUGCUGGUAAAAAUGGCUUCCAGGCCACCGGAGACGGUAUUCCUGUACCACCUCCCCAAGCACCACCCCAACCAGAAUACGUUCCUCUCCCCCAAUACAAUCCACCCGAUUAUCAGCCACCAAGAUACAAUCCACCUCCUCCACAAUAUCAACGUCCGAAUCAACCAGUGUACGAAGUGGAGCCUGAACCUCAGCCUCAACCUCAACCUCUACCUCAACCACGACCGCAACCAGUAUAUCAGCCUCAGCCGCAAUAUCAGUACAGACCUGAACCCGAGAUACAAUCUAUACCUUCAUAUCACAACCCUCGGCCACAGUAUCAACCCCCUGCGAGGCCAUUACCCCAGUACAACGCGAUCACAACGCCUGCACCUCGAAGAUUUUAUCCGCCUGGCAAGCUGAACUUCAACAGGACUCCGGAUGGCUACUCUUACACCUUCAGUAAAGCUAAGUGAAAAAUUUUAUUGUGAUGUGGGAGAUUUCUGUGUAGUUCCGCAGAUAAAUGCAUCGUCAUCAUUUGACACUUUGGCAUCAUUUGACAAAUUUGGCACCAUUUGAUAAAUUUGACAUCAUUCGACUAAUUACUAAAAUAUCUUUGAUAUGUUGACUAGCUUUUUUUUGGUGUUUUUUCGAUGCACAAUUUAACAUCUGAAUUAUUAUUAAUUAUAAAUUUUGCGAGGUAUAGUUUUGUUAUAAAUUAUUGAGGUACA
Messenger RNA from Megachile rotundata (alfalfa leafcutting bee), 960 nucleotides. It is a transcript of the gene CPR19, whose product is annotated as cuticular protein 19. Gene Ontology annotation, cellular component: chitin-based extracellular matrix. The record is from RefSeq and is a predicted model, not a curated record. Lineage: Eukaryota; Metazoa; Arthropoda; Insecta; Hymenoptera; Megachilidae. Gene Ontology annotation, molecular function: structural constituent of chitin-based larval cuticle.